[Torrubiella] hemipterigena is the source of this 1864-nucleotide messenger RNA. The record is from the annotation of a GenBank genome assembly. Lineage: Eukaryota; Fungi; Ascomycota; Sordariomycetes; Hypocreales; Clavicipitaceae.
UGGACGAAAUUCUCGAAAUCCCAAGUUGAACGCCGUUUACCAACGACCUUUUUUUUCCCUUCACCCAAUCACCCCGACCACGUCCUGAUUACCAAAAUUCUGGGAGACUGUCAAAAUGUCUAAGAUCACAGUCGCUAACGUCCGGACGCAAGUCACCGAGCUCCUUGAGUACUCUAACGAGACCAAGAAGCGUAACUUCCUCGAGACCGUCGAACUCCAGAUCGGUCUUAAGAACUAUGACUCUCAGCGUGACAAGCGUUUCUCUGGCACCAUCAAGCUGCCCUCCGUCCCCCGCCCUAACAUGAGCAUUUGCAUCUUGGGUGACCAGCACGAUCUCGAUCGUGCCAAGCACGGUGGUGUUGACGCCAUGUCUGCCGAUGACUUGAAGAAGCUUAACAAGAACAAGAAGCUCGUCAAGAAGCUCGCCCAGAAGUACGAUGCCUUCAUCGCUUCCGAGGCCCUCAUCAAGCAGAUUCCCCGUCUCCUCGGUCCCGGUCUGUCCAAGGCCGGCAAGUUCCCUACCCCCGUCUCCCACAACGACGACCUUAGCGGCAAGAUUGUCGACAUCAAGUCCACCAUCAAGUUCCAGCUCAAGAAGGUUCUCUGCAUGGGUGUCGCCGUUGGUAACGUCGAGAUGACCCCCGAGCAGCUCGUCGCCAACAUCAUGCUUGCCAUCAACUACCUCGUCUCUCUUCUCAAGAAGGGCUGGCAGAACGUUGGCAGCUUGACCAUCAAGGCUUCCAUGUCGCCCCCCAAGCGCCUGUACUAAGCCUGUCGAUGUGUUUGGCUGAGAGUCCUUGGACGGCGUCUAUGUAAAGAGUGGCCUGUGUUUAUAGAAAUAGCGACAUGAAAUACUGUUGCGUUCGCUAGCUUCUCCAAUAUACAAAGUUCAGGGUGAUUUUUCAAUGGUUUAUUUAUAACCGUGAUUAUAAACAUGUACCAUUGUUUUAAAUGAGACGAGGGUGUAUAAUUUGCGUCGUGUUAGUGAUGCGAUGUUGAGAACUUUUACGCCACUAGCAGCUUUUUGUUACUCGCCACGCGACGAGCCCGCGGCGGCCAACGACUCUUGUUAGCGUGUUCCACACACCGUCGUCGCCAAAGUCAAGAUCGUCCAGGUUCAGGUGCUGGCGGUACCGCCAAACUUCACGGAACCGCAAACCUUGCAAACCUUUAUUCGGUAGAUGCUGAUCGAGCCAAGUAGCUGACGCGGGCGCAAUAAGGUAAGUACCAUUUUUUUCUUUGAGGUAUUCCUGGUUGCGACGGUCGGCGGGGGUGUCACAUGUGGCCAGCGAAGUCAGCUGGUUUAGCAGCGCCUCGCCUUUCAUACCCAUGACAUCUUUGGUCUGCAAAACUUCGUUUUUGCCAUCCAGCAGCCAAAUAGGUGGGGAGUAUGUUUUCCACCAAAUAGCAUUUGUCGCAUCCGGUUGGUUGCUCAUGAACACCUGGCCUGGGACAAUGCCGCCCUGGUGAUAUAUUCCCAUGAGCAGUCCUAGUGCCAAGUUGAAUGCUAUCCAUGACCCAACCCAGACGCGAAGGACGGUUUUGUUUGAUGGUAAUCGCACUGAUGAAAGGAUCAGCGGUACUGUAGGUAGCAGGAAGCGGGCUUCCUGGUGCUGGAAAAUAGAGAGCACUACUAAGCCGGAGAUGGCUGAGUAGAGCCUGAUGGAGAGAUGUGGUCUCGUGAAUAAUAAAACAGCCCCGGGGCCAAGAAGAAGGGGGAUAUUGGCCAACAGAUGCUGGUACCAAGGGUGCAGGCCAUGCUGGGCGAGAUUCUCGGUGACUGAGUUGUAAUAGAAGUUAUUGAGUGGUGUAAUGACGGGUCGGUAGAGUAAAUCGGCCCAGGUAAUAGGAGUUGCGGAAUAGA